This is a messenger RNA of Penicillium subrubescens, 2898 nucleotides long. It is a transcript of the gene agd3, whose product is annotated as putative extracellular serine-rich protein. The transcript has a single exon. The record is from RefSeq and is a predicted model, not a curated record. Bases 1 to 2898 code for a protein of 965 amino acids. NCBI's taxonomy places the organism in Eukaryota, Fungi, Ascomycota, Eurotiomycetes, Eurotiales, Aspergillaceae.
AUGGUGCAAGCUCCUGUGUGGGCCAUCAAAAUCGGCUGCUUCUAUGGCCUUAUAACAUGCGACACUCGUCCGGGUGUUUGGCCUGAUCAUAAGCCUCAAGUUAUUUCUUGGGAGCCUCCUCGUCCUUCGCAAUCUCAUACUACUACUGCUGCUAUUCACACCACUACUACCACUGCCCAUACUACCACUGCCCAUACUACCACUGCCCCUGUUAUUACUGCCCCUACCACCACUGCCCAUACCACUACCACAAGUAUUGUUGGUGGCUCUACUACCACUACUUCUUUGUCUAUUACUGUGACCCUUUCUACUUCUUCUCCUUUGUCUUCCGGAACUAGUGGCAUUGUUUCAUCUGUUGAGACUGUUUCGCCUACCAGUACCUCCUUCCCAUCGACGUUUGCCACUUCGACCUCUGCUUCUAGCUCUUCGAGCUCACCCGUCAACUCGCCGAGCUCCACUCCUGGCAGCUCCGCCACUUCUACUAGUGCCCCUGCAGGUGGAAGUUUGUCCUCGACGCCCGCUUCGAGCCCAAUUGCUUCUUCGAGCCCUGCUGGUUCUUCCACUGUAGAUUCUUCUUCAGCCCCUGGAAGUUCAUCUGCUCCGGCAAGCUCGUCUUUAGUUAGCUCGACCCCAGUUAGCUCGACUCCAGUUAGCUCGACUCCAGUUAGCUCGACUCCAGUUAGUUCGUCUGCUCCUGCCAGCUCCUCGACUCCUGUCAGCUCCUCGACUCCUGUCAGCUCGUCAGUACCUGCAAGCUCAACCCCAGUUAGCUCUUCAACCCCUAUCCAAUCUUCAACUCCCUUGUCUUCGAGUACUCCAGUAUCAUCGAGUACCCCAGUAAUAUCGCCAACUAUGUCUUCCACGGCGGUCUCCCUCUCGGCGAGUGCCUCCGCCACUGCUAUUAGCCACGCCACCGUUGCUGCUAAUAUCCUGGUCAUUGCCAGAGACACUGCGUCCGCUGGCGUUGCUUCUUCCGGUCUGAAUGCCUACGGUAUUCCUUUCACCACCCUGAUUGUUCCUCAAGCGGGUGUUGCUCUCCCCGCCCUGAACACUAGCACCGGAGGAAACUUCGGUGGUAUUGUCGUUGCAUCCGAAGUCAGCUAUGACUAUGGUGCGUCUGGCUUCCAGAGUGCCUUGACCACUGAUCAGUGGAAUCAGCUGUACGCUUACCAACUUUCGUUCGGUGUUCGUAUGGUUCAGUAUGAUGUGUACCCCGGCCCCAACUAUGGUACUACAGCUGUUGGUGGAUGCUGUAACACCGGCGUUGAACAAUUGAUCUCCUUCAGCGAUAUUAGCGACUUCCCCACCUCUGGACUGCGAACUGGAGCUGGUGUGAGCACUGAAGGUCUGUGGCAUUACCCGGCUACUAUCAGCAACACCACAUCCACCAAGCAGAUUGCUUCUUUUGCUGCCAACUCCGUAUUCUCAACCGAUAACACCGCUGCUGUCAUCAACAACUUCGAUGGACGUGAGCAGAUGGCCUUCUUCAUCGGCUUUGACACCACCUGGAGUGCCACUUCUAACUACCUCCAACACGCCUGGAUUACUUGGAUCACCCGUGGUCUCUACGCUGGAUAUCGUCGUGUGAACCUGAACACGCAGAUCGAUGAUAUGUUCCUUGAGUCUGAUAUCUACUAUCCCAGCGGCACUACUUUCCGUAUUCGCAAUGAGGACAUGGAUAACAUCCGUGACUGGGUCAAGACCAUCAAUGCCAAGAUGAACGCCGGCAGCUCCUACUUCCCUGAAGUCGGCCACAACGGAAACGGCAACAUUGAGAAUUCUUCAAACACCGAUGCUGGCUACAUUGCCUGCAACAACGGUGCCAUUGAGUACGACUCUCCCCCUGACACCGCUCUUGAGUUUGAGAAGCCCCUGGGUACUGGUACCAACCUGUGGCCCACCAAGCCCACCAACUACACCUGGACGACCGCCUGCACUCAGCGCGACCCUCUUUUGCUCUGGUGGACUACUCCUGCCAACCUCAAUAGCUUCGGUCAUAUCUCUCACACUUUCACCCAUGAGGAGCAGAACAAUGCUACCUACUCUGAUAUUUACAAGGAGAUCAGCUUCAACCAGGCCUGGCUGAAGCAGAACGGUCUUGAUCAGGCCACCCACUACACUGCCAACGGUAUCAUCCCCCCUGCCAUCACUGGUCUUCAUAACGGUGAUGCCCUCCGGGCCUGGUGGGACAACGGUAUCAAGAACUGCGUCGGUGACAAUACCCGUCCCGCUCUUCUCAACACUAAGAAUGCCAUGUGGCCCUACUUCACUGUCGUCUCCACUGAUGGCUUCGCUGGUAUGCAGGUGAACCCUCGCUGGGCUACCCGUAUUUACUACAACUGUGACACCCCCACUUGCACUCUGAACGAGUGGAUUGCCACCUCUGCCGGCAGUGGUACCUUCGACGACCUGCUUGCUACUGAGAAGGCCGAUACCAUGCGUCAUCUGUUCGGUCUUUACCACGAUGGUUACAUGUUCCACCAGGCCAACCUGCGCAACGCUGAUGUUGCUGCUAUCACCAUCAAUGGUGUCUCUGCCAAGUACUCCAUCUUCCAGGCUUGGGUUGAGACUCAGGUCCAGGAGUUUGUCCGCCUGGUUACCUGGCCUCUGGUUACUCUCAAGCACGCCGACAUGUCUGCUCAGUUCCUGGCUCGCUACAACCGUGAUGCCUGUGGCUACUCCUUGAGCUACACCACCAACAGCGGAAAGAUCACUGCUGUCACUGUCUCCGCCAAUGGAAACACCUGCAGUGAGACCAUUCCCGUCACCUUCCCCUCUCUUCCCUCCAACACCCAGGGCUUCACCGUUGAGAAGGUUGGCAGCGACCCCGCCACUGUCUGGGUCAAGCUCUCCGGUUCUCCCGUCACCUUCACCCUCUCUACUCCUAUCACUCUGUAA